AUGGGGAAUCAACAGAGUGGUGGUGGUGGUCUCGAUGACACGAUUGGUAACCGACUCGCUGCCAUUUCGGAGCACACCUUCGACUGGACCGCCAUGGAUGAUGACGACGAUGACAGUAUUUGGGACGAGGCCUCUCUUGCGGAUGACGUGCACAGCCUUGGUGAAUCUAGCCGCCGAGGUGACGGUCCCACGACAUUUGAGCUCUUACCAUCGGUCAUUCGUACUACUCAAAAAAUUGAAAAAGCCAAGUAUCGAUUGCUCAAGGCACGAUCGAAAACGAUAGAGAAGCGAGAAGAAAUGAAAAGAGAAAAGAAGAAUUACAGGUCGGAAUUGAAGAAGACUGAAAAACUUUUGAAGAAGGUGGCAAGAAAGGCUCCGUCUUAUUUCGGAUACUUUGACUAUUUCAACAUGGUCAAGCGAUCGUACAACACAAAGGGGGAGAAAUCCGAUCUGAAUACAGAAUACUACACCAAUCGAAAAGCCACAAGCAGCCCUAGCAAAAAGAGCAACAAACCCAUGAGCACUGCAAUUGUGACGCAAGGGAACUCCUUCUUCUUUUCCAUUUUUGCCCUUUGGGAAGCCUAUCUUUUGAAAAAGGCUCACAUUGCCGCGAUGCAAAAUACUCAAGCAAAGAAACAAAAGAAGGGUUGGAAUGAUGUCAUCGUAAACUUGCAGCACGAACGACAAGGCAUGGACGAUGCAUUUGCUGAAAAAGCAAAGGCUAUGAGAGAGAAAAUCAAGACUAAGGAGGCUGAGCUGUCUCAAAUACAAGAUGCGUAUUUGAACUUGGUCCGGUGUCAAGACAAACUUAUCCGAAAAUUGCAAGAGCAUGAAAAUUGGAUGUCUGGCAGUAUUAUGCACGCCCUAGUGGAAGGUGACUCUUCUGAGAGCGAGGAAGGCGGUAUUAUGCACGUCCUAGUGGAAGGCAACUCUUCUGAUAGCGAGGAGGGGAGGGAAUACGAGCUCCCGUAUAGGAUUAGUACACUACAGGACAAUACAAUACCAACAGAAAUCAACACUAGUGCUUACGAGGAGCACGAGGGUACUUCCGUGGUCACCGACGAUGAUAUAUCAAUAGAGAUUGCAGUGGAGCAAGAGAAAUCGGAACAAGGAACACUUGAUGACGCCGAGGAUGAUGUAUCCAUUGAGAAUGCAGCAGAGCAAGAGAAGUCAGAAAAAGUAGGAAAUGGUGCCGAUCCCGAAAAGGAAAAAGAUUCCCAAUUUAGCCCAGUGCAGCUCAGGGAUCAAAAUUUGAAGAAGAAGCUAAAGGAAGCAAAAGAGCUGAUGAACUCGAGUAUGAAGGACUUGACACUCGAAGAAGAUGAUUAUUGGUAG
Molecule: messenger RNA, 1335 nt
Organism: Cylindrotheca closterium
Lineage: Eukaryota; Bacillariophyta; Bacillariophyceae; Bacillariales; Bacillariaceae
Source: the annotation of a GenBank genome assembly